Messenger RNA from Triticum urartu, 2057 nucleotides. The record is from RefSeq and is a predicted model, not a curated record. Lineage: Eukaryota; Viridiplantae; Streptophyta; Magnoliopsida; Poales; Poaceae.
ACAGUAGUGAAAGCAAUGGCUGCACCGGUCGCUGAAAGCAAUGAUCUCCAGAUUUUAGAUUAUUUUUGGACAGUUAUCCCCCACGCUACCUCCCCCUCAAAUCCACGGCGUCCCGUUCCUGCCGGGAGGAAGAACGCCGGCGGCAUGGACGCCGAUCGCCGUGGGAGCUUAAGGACGCCGAUCUUAGCGGACGACGUGGCCCAGGCGUCUGGUUCGGAAGCUCGGGAGCAUGAGGUGCACAAGGCCGCCGGUCCCUGCUCUGAUAAGGCGCUCAGAGUCAUCUUGUGCCUGCAGUUCCUGGAGGUCAGUGCUUUCUACGGGGUCUACCUGAACUUGAUAGUGUAUCUUCAGGAUGUUCUCCAUGGAGACAGCGCAUCCAAUGUGACGGCCGUGAAUUCCUGGGCUGGGGUCAGCUACCUCAUGCCCCUUCUCGGCGCCGCCGUCGCCGACUCCUACUGGGGAAAAUGCAAGACGGUUUUGAUCGGCCUCUGCAUUUCUGUCGUCGGAAUGGCCAUGGUCACCAUGUCAGCUACGCUGCCGUCUCUGAGGCCACCGCCGUGCUCCCCGGGCGUGUACUGCGCACCGGCGACGCUUAGCCAAGACCUAGUCUUCUUUUCGGGCAUAUACCUGUGCGGCAUCGGGAUCGGCGCGUCCAAGGCCGUCUUCAUCUCGUUUGCCGCGGAGCAGUUCGACGACGACGAUGACAAGAACACGUCGGGACGGGAGGCGAAGGCGUCCUACUUCAGCUGGUACUACGCGGUGGCCAACGUGGCCAUGCUGACCGCGGGGACGUUACUGGUUUGGGUCGAGGACAAGGUGAGCUGGGGGCUCGGGUACGGAAUCUGCGCGUCGUUCGUCGCGGUCGCCGUCGUCUGCCUCGCGGCGACGGCGCCCAUGUACCGGAUGGUGCCUCCGGCGGGCAGCCCGAUGAAAGGCGUGCUCCAAGUGCUGGUGGCGUUCUCUCGCAAGGUAAACCUGACGGUGCCUGAGGACGCCACAGAACUGUACGAGGAGGAUGGUGUCAAGAACCCGUUGCUGCAUCCCCUGCACGAACGAUUGCACCACACCGAACAGUUCAGGUGCCUGGACAAGGCUGCCAUUGUCACGGCCGAGGACUUGGAAGACGGCGACCUGAACCGGGCAUGGAGGCUGUGCACGGUGACCCAGGUGGAGGAGCUCAAGACUCUGCUGCGGCUGAUCCCGAUAUGGCUCACCUCGGCCAUCUACUUCGUCGCCAACACGCAGGCGCAGACGACGUUCGUGCAGCAGGGCACCAAGACGGACUCCCACAUCGCGGGCGGCGCCGCGUCCGUCCCGGCCGCGUCGCUGACGUCCAUCGAGACGGUGCUCGUCGCCGCCUACGUCACGCUCUACAACAGGGCCGUCGCGCCAUCCGUGGCGUUCACGCCGCUGCAGCUCAUGGGGCUCGGGCACGCGACGGCGGCCGGGGCGGUGGCCGUGGCCGCGUGCACCGAGGCGCGCAGGCUGCGGAUGGCCGGGGGCCAGGAGGCGGCCCAAAUGGGCAUAGCGUGGCUGCUGCCGCAGUACGUCGUGAUGGCGGUCUCGGACGCGUCGCUCUCCGUGGGGCAGAUGCAGUUCUUCUACGACCAAUCGCCGGAGACGAUGAGGGGCGCGUCGACGGCGUUCUACUUCCUGUCCAUCUCGCUCGGGAAUCUGAUCAAUUCGCAGCUGGUGACGCUGGUGGCGACCGUCACCUCGGCUGGGGGCAGGACGGGAUGGUUUCCACCGGAACUGGAUGACGGGCACCUGGAUUACUACUUCGUGCUCGUUGUCGCCAUCACUUUGCUCAACUUUGCCGUCUUUGUUGCCCUUGCCAAGAACUACACGUCCAAGAGGGUUAGAUGAUUGGAUUCCUCCUCUUCUUUGUGUAAACUGCACAAACUGUGGGGGGGAAUGAGUGAGCCUGGAAUUAGGGUUUAUACUGAUUAUGAUUAGAGUGCCAUUAGUUGUGGAUUAGACAUCAUAUUGCACUUUAUAGGUCAUGUUCAACUGAAUCCCAUAUACUAGUAGCGCUCAUUGUUCUUUGUUUGCCGGAA